Molecule: messenger RNA, 1687 nt
Organism: Misgurnus anguillicaudatus (oriental weatherfish)
Lineage: Eukaryota; Metazoa; Chordata; Actinopteri; Cypriniformes; Cobitidae
Source: RefSeq, a predicted model, not a curated record
UAAGGUAACACAUGCAAAGAGCAAGGGGGAGGCUGCAAAUGCUGACGCGUGGUGAGCGUCUGUGAGCGAGCCAGUUUGCUCAGAGAUUCUGAAUCAGACAGCAUCUCUUCACGAGCAUCACGCAGAACAGCAGAAGAUUUUUCUUUGGAAACAUCUGGAGAACUGAUACAUUUGAUUAUUCAACUACAUCUUGCUUUAGUUCUCUUUUCUCUACUACUUUUAUCAAUUCUACCACCUUAAUCUGUUUUUUUACCAUUGUUAUUCUUUAUUGACUUAAUUUUUGCUUUCUAGCUUAUUUUUUCAUUUCUCUUGCUUUACCUCUCCCAUCUCUUUCCUGUUUUUCUUCAACAAAACUUCACAUUCCUGAUGAACGACUCAUACCUGCAGAUCCUUAAAGAGCAGAAAUCUGCGAACACUACAUCUUUGCCGCCUUCUAAUGGCAGUAUUGCGGACUCUCCAUCGGGGGCACUGUGUGAGCAGGUUCAGAUCCAGGCGGAGGUUUUUCUCACCUUGGGUAUCGUGAGUCUACUGGAGAACAUUCUUGUCAUCUCAGCAGUUGUAAAAAAUAAGAACCUGCACUCUCCGAUGUACUUUUUCCUGUGCAGCCUGGCUGCCGCAGACAUGUUGGUGAGUGUAUCAAAUUCUCUGGAGACCAUUGUCAUUGCAGUACUAAAUAGCCGCCUUUUGGUGGCCAGCGAUUAUUUUGUGCGAUUGAUGGACAACGUUUUUGACUCGAUGAUCUGCAUUUCACUUGUGGCAUCCAUCUGCAACCUUCUGGCCAUUGCGAUUGACCGCUACGUUACCAUCUUCUACGCCCUACGCUACCACAGCAUAGUAACCGUACGAAGGGCAAUGGUCGCCAUAGCUGCGAUUUGGCUGGUUUGCGUGGUUUGUGGGAUCGUCUUUAUAGUGUACUCGGAAAGCAAGACUGUGAUCGUGUGUCUCAUUAUGAUGUUUUUUGCAAUGCUGGUUCUCAUGGCAACACUCUACGUACACAUGUUUUUACUCGCCAGACUUCACGUGCAACGAAUUGCCGCCUUGCCCCCUGCAGCAGCCGGCGCGGGCAACCCUGCCCCACGUCAACACAGCUGCAUGAAAGGAGCGGUAACCAUCUCCAUCCUGCUUGGCGUGUUUGUGUGCUGCUGGGCGCCAUUUUUUCUCCAUCUUAUUCUGCUGGUGUCCUGUCCACAGCACCCACUGUGUUUGUGCUACAUGUCCCACUUCACCACUUACCUGGUCCUCAUUAUGUGCAACUCUGUGAUUGACCCUCUUAUCUAUGCCUGCCGCAGCCUUGAAAUGAGGAAGACUUUUAAGGAGAUUCUCUGCUGUUUUGGAUGUCAGUCCAAGUGAGAAACUGGAAGAAAGAAAGAGACAAAACUGAGACAUUUGAAAUGGUUUGAAAAAAGACAUAUUUGUGUAGGGUUUACCUGUUGAUGUUAGAUGUAGAAACUGAAACAUGGGGGUUAUCAUGAUCAUGAUCUUGAAGCUGGUAUAGCAUUACAGAGUGAACGGAAACCUCAGGUACCAUUAUUUGUAGAAAAACAUGUGGACUCUAAGUCAACUGAAGUGCAUGCUGUCAUGAAAGCAAAAGGUGUACUUUAAUAACAAUGAAAAAUCUUAGAAAAAGCUAAAUAUAGGCAUUCUUACUACCCUACUGAAAAAUCCAGCUAAGACCAGCAUAAUCUGG